Cucumis melo (muskmelon) is the source of this 1305-nucleotide messenger RNA. RefSeq lists its product as uncharacterized. The coding region runs from base 1 to 924 and encodes 307 amino acids. Gene Ontology annotation, cellular component: mitochondrial small ribosomal subunit; ribosome. The record is from RefSeq and is a predicted model, not a curated record. The transcript is spliced from 2 exons. Gene Ontology annotation, biological process: translation; ribosomal small subunit assembly. Gene Ontology annotation, molecular function: mRNA binding; rRNA binding; structural constituent of ribosome. Lineage: Eukaryota; Viridiplantae; Streptophyta; Magnoliopsida; Cucurbitales; Cucurbitaceae.
AUGCCUCUUAAGCUCUUUUCCAACUUACCUCAGUUGAGUGAGGAAAGGAUCAUUGCCACAUUCUGGAGAGCUUUUCUUACUAGAGCCUGCACACAGGAUCUCAUUGGGAAUCCAGCCAUUUCCUACAAUUCUCUGAGAGUUGGGGAUUACCUGCUUCAUUCUCUGAAUGAGUCUUUUAAGAAUUCCAUUGAAUAUGGAUCUCUAUAUGAGAGGAUCAAAGAUCUCUUCUUUCCUAAAGAGAGGGAUGGUUUUGACCCUCUUUAUUGCCUCCUCGAGAUCAGAAGAGAUUCUUCUUCUAUUAUCCUUCCAGUUAGAAGGGCUAAUAAACCGGGAAAGAAUAUCCCAUAUAUCUCUCUCGAUUAUGAGCAGGUCACAGAGUCGGGGAUGAAUCUACUCAACUUCGCUCUCAUACCAGUGGAAAAACCACCACAACGACAGGUAGAACCUGUAAGCAUUAGAAAUCUUUCCAUAUCUAUAUGGGGGGGCUUGGAUGGUGAGCAAAAAGAAUUGAUCAAGAAGUUGGUAAACUUUCGCAUGAAAGAAGGUAAAAGAACGAGAGUUCGUGCUAUUGUUUAUCAAACUUUGAAUCGCCCAGCUCAAACUGAAGGCGAUGGAAUCAAACUGAUGGUUGAGGCCGUAGAGAAUAUAAAGCCCAUAUGCGAAGUCGAAAAAGUAGGAGUAGCAGGUACUAUUUAUGAUGUCCCUGGGAUUGUAGCCAGGGAUCGUCAACAAACCUUAGCUAUUCGUUGGAUCCUUGAAGCAGCUUUCAAACGACGUAUAAGCUACAGGAUAAGCUUAGAGAAAUGUUCAUUUGCUGAGAUACUGGAUGCUUACCGAAAGAGGGGAAUUGCACGUAAGAAAAGAGAGAAUCUUCAUAGACUGGCUUCCACCAAUCGAAGUUUCGCGCAUUUCAGAUGGUGGUAAAGUAGAGACCACAUAAUAGAUAAUAGAAUAUUUAUUCCUCAUUCAGUCAGAUUAUGAAGUCAGAUAUGCUUUGACCCAGCCUCCGCCUUCUGAUAUUUGGAGUCUGAAUAUAGAAAGCCAGCCUUCCUCAUACUCCUCCCUUCAUUCAUUAUUCAUUGAGUUGGAGGAUAGGCUUGAUGAAGGAGGCCCGCCCCUUAUGCAUUGCAUGAAAGAACCGAACUUUGUAUGACUUCUCUUUUGCCUCAGGAAAAAUGAAUACGAAAGGGAGAUCAAUCAAAAAAGAGGCCAUGAAUUCAGAAGUAGUGGGCCUUUCACCCUCUUUCUAGUGACUCGGGGAGCUGAUCUGAGAAAUGCACUUCAAUAAAAAAAAAGAAAAGAAAA